Messenger RNA from Cryptomeria japonica (Japanese cedar), 4730 nucleotides. RefSeq lists its product as uncharacterized. Bases 3296 to 4642 code for a protein of 448 amino acids. The record is from RefSeq and is a predicted model, not a curated record. The transcript is spliced from 6 exons. Gene Ontology annotation, molecular function: protein dimerization activity. NCBI's taxonomy places the organism in Eukaryota, Viridiplantae, Streptophyta, Pinopsida, Cupressales, Cupressaceae.
GGCUUAUGACUUUGACAUAGAGUUUGUCAAAGGUAAGAAAAACGUGGUGGCUGAUGCCUUAUCUCGGAGACCUCACUUAUGUGCUCUGGCAGAGAUUUCAGGAGAUUGGAGAGAUCAGAUUAUAGCAGAGUAUGUCGGAGAUGCUUGGGCUUCUGGAUUGAUUUCAGGUACUAUACAGGAUGAUCGCUAUGAGGUGAUAGAUGGAUUGAUCAGAGUUCAGGACAGGGUUUAUUUGAUUCCGUCAUCACAUUUGAGAGAGGUGAUACUAAAGGCAUUUCAUGAUGCACCCACAGCUGGGCAUCCGGGGAUCUUCAAGACCUACAGGCAGAUCCGAGAGCGGUUCUCAUGGAGAGGGCUCAAGGAUGAUGUUCAGAGGUAUGUCAGGGAGUGUGCGGUUUGUCAACAGAAUAAGGGAGAGCACACAUUUCCUGCAGGUUUAUUACAGCCCUUGCCCAUUCCUGAUAGGAAAUGGGAAAGUAUUUCGAUGGACUUCAUCAUUGGGUUGCCACGAGUGCAGGGAAGGGAUUGCAUCUAUGUGGUGGUGGACCGCUUGACGAAGUUCGCUCACUUCUUUGCUAUUCCGUCCAUUUACACAGCAGCACAGGUGGCAGAUCUUUUCUUUAGAGAGAUAUUCAGGUUACAUGGGUUGCCCAGAUUCAUUGUCAGUGAUUGGGAUAGUAAGUUUAUGAGUGUUUUUUGGCAGGAGUUGUUUAGGUUGUGUGGUACAGAUCUUACACCUAGCACUAGUUAUCAUCCGUAGACAGAUGGGCAAACAGAGAUUGUGAAUAAAUGAGUGGAGGGAUAUUUGAGGAACUAUGUAACUGCACAACAAAAAGCUUGGGUCAAAUGGUUGCAUAUGGGAGAGUAUUGUUAUAACACCACUUAUCAUAUGUCCAUCAGGAUGACUCCUUUCAUGGCACUCUAUGGUUAUGAUGCACCUAGCUUCAUGGAUUUAGUUUUGGGGGACAACAGAGUGCCCAAAGCCAAAAACUUAUUGCAGGAUAGUCAGGACAUCCUGAAAGUGCUCAAGGAGAAUAUAGAGCAGGCCCAGAAUCAACAGAAAUUGUACGCUGAUCAGCACCGAAUAGAGCGCAGUUUCGAGGUAGGGGAUAUGGUUUACUUGAGGCUACAACCAUAUAAACAGUUAUCACUCAAGAAGAGCGGAGCUGAAAAGUUGAAGCCUAGAUUUUAUGGUCCCUACAGGGUGAUUCGCAGAGUGGGCGAAGUCGCCUAUGAGCUUGAGCUUCCAGAGGGCAGUCGGGUGCACAAUGUAUUUCAUGUGUCUAGGCUUAAGAAAGCUAUUGGUCAGAGUGUAGUACCUUCUGCAGAUUUACCUCCUUUGGAUGAGGAGGGGAAGCUCGUGUUAGUACCUGAGGCUAUUCUGGACACCAGAGAGAGGAAACUCAGAAACAGGAUAGUGAAGGAGUAUUUGGUCAGAUGGAGAGACCUGCCGGAGGAAGAUGCUACAUGGGAGAAUGAGCAGGUGAUACAGCAGGCUGGACUGAGAUUGCUUGAGGACAAGCAAUUUCAAGGGGGGCGGAUUGUAAUGUCCCCACUCUAGCAGAUUGACCAAGUAUAUGUGCGUUAGCCUAGCUCUACAUGGUCCCGAGGGCUAACGAAGGGUUUAAAGGGAUCCUAGAGUGUUUUGGCCUAGUCAUUUCCAGUUUGGGCCAAAACGAAGUUGAUUUACUUAGUUUCAGGCAUACUUACUAUUUUUAGUAAGUCAGCAGGACACAACGGGGGCUAGUUUUGGUGAUUGGAUUUGAUACUCCUUGGCGAGAGCUUUCCGACGAGCUGUCACUCACGUUAUUCGGAGUCCGAUUGCUAAUAUAUUUUAAUGCCUGAAGUUUUAUUAAAGUAACAUUUAAUUUAAUUGUAAAAUAUUAAAGUGUUACUUUAAUAUUUAUUUUAUGGAGAUAUGUGUAAAUCAAAGGGGCAACCAAAGGAGACAUAAGUGAAUAUUUUAAUAUGUUUUAUAUUGAACAUGUUUUAUCCCACAUUGCUUGAGUGAGUUGGGUCGCCCCUUGGAGAAAGAAUAAAAGGGAGCUUUUGUGGCUUCAUUGGGCAUGUGGAAUAUGAGAAGAAUUUGGUGUGUGAGUUGCAGAUCCGUUCUUGGCAUUAGAGGACGUCUAUCCUCUCUUGUGACAUUCUAGACGUCAUUCCCUUGGGGUUUGGCCUUUGGAAUCCUUUGCUAUCAGCUUCAUUUACAGGCAGAUUGGGUGCUUUUCCAGCUACAAGCAGCAGCAUUAUUUGGUUGCAUUUCCAGCUCCAGGCCGCGACACUAUUCACGUGGGUACUAUUCACGCGACACUAUUCACGCGGGUACUAUUCACGUGGCACUAUUCACGCGGGUACUAUUCACCUGGCACUAUUCACGUGGCACUAUUCACCUGGCACUAUUCAUGCAGCACUAUUCAUGUUACUGUAGCAGCAGAAUUAGAAACUUUGGUGGGAACAUUAUGUCAAAAUGCUGGAGUAUUUAGUGAGUUGAAAAUAACCUGCUAUGUAUUUGAUUUUUGUUAAUUCUGGAAAUAAUAUUAUAACAGCAGUAGUUCAAUUUCCAGCUUGCCUAUUAUUGUAAAUUCUUUUUAGUCAUGUUAUGUGGUUUCAUACCUGUGCAAAGACUUAAAAACAAAAAAAAACAUUGAAACAUUAAACGGAGGAAUAAGGAGUUGGCUGCAAACUGUUUGACUAAAUUCCUAUCAGCAGUGGGGUUAGUUUUUGGGCAUUCUAGGGUGCCCACUACAGAUUCCUUCUUUGUGCCUCGCACUAUUCCUGGGUCCCAACCGUCGCUUGAGGGAAUGGGUUGGAACAAGGAGGUCCAUGAUGCUGCUAAAAUGGCAGUUGGCAGGUUUUGGAGCUAUAGCCGUAUUCCAUUCUUUGUAGCCAGGUCUCCUUAUUUGCAACAAAUGGUUGAUGCCAUUACCAUAUGCGGGGCGGGGUUCAAAGCCCCUAUUGAGAGUGAUUUGAGGGGACCCAUUUUGUCUCAAAUGGUGGAUGAUUUGAAGAAGGAUUUAGAUGAACAACACUAGAUAUGGAGCACUAAAGGGGGCACCGUUUUCAUCAAGUCCAUUGAUGCCUCCGCCCAUUGCAAGAAUGCCACCUACCUAUGUGAGCAGAUAGAGGAGGUGAUUGAAGAUGUGGGUGAGGAGAACGUGGUACAGGUGGUGACCGACAAUGCAGCAAAUUAUGUUGCUGCGGGUAGACUAUUGAUGGAGAGGCACCCAUCUAUAGUUUGGACUCCAUGUGCUGCUCAUUGCAUUGACCUCAUGUUGGAGGAUAUUGGAAAAAUCCCAUGGGUCAAGAGAUGUGUAGAAAGGGCAAGAGAUGUGUAGAAAGGGCAAGAAAUGUCUGCAAAUUUGUAUAUAAUCAUUCAUGGGUGUUGGCUCUUAUGAGACAAUACACAGAGCAAAAGGAGUUAGCUCGUCCAGGAAUCACAUUAUUUGCCACAAAGUUCCUCACAUUGCAGUCCAUGCUUAGGUCUAAAUCUGCCUUGAGACGUAUGAUUGUUGAUGAGGAGUGGUCUUCCUCAUCCUAUGCUACCACCCCUGCAGGGAAAGAUAUGGCAGACUGUAUUUUUGAUGAGCAAGGCUUUUGGGUCCCUUGUGAUGAGAUAGUGAAGUUUGUUAAGCCCUUGGUGGUUUUGUUGCGAGUUGCGGAUGGAGAUAAGCCCGCAAUGGGCUAUAUAUAUGGGGGCAUGGAUAGGGCGAAGGAGGCCAUCAGAUUCGUCUAUGGAGGAGAUGAGAGCAAGUAUGGUCCCAUUUGGGAGAUCAUUGAUAGGAGAUGGCAUCAUCAGCUUCAUAGGCCCAUCCAUGCGGCAGCCUAUUAUCUGAAUCCGGCAUUCCGUUUUAUCCCUUCUUUCAAGGCUGAUGUGGAGGUCCUUAAUGGGCUAUAUGCAAUCAUGGAGAAGAUGGGACCUGCUGGUACUUCUCAGAUAGACCUUUUUCGAGAGCUACAGUUGUUCUCAGAUGCACAAGGGAAGACCUUCUCUCGUCUUGUCGCCAAAGACGGUAGGACAACUAUGAUGCCAGAUCAUUGGUGGAACUUUUUUGGCCCAGAGACACCAAAUAUUCAGAAGUUGGCCAUUCGCAUCUUGAGCCAACCAUGCAGCGCAUCAGGUUGUGAGCGCAAUUGGAGUAUGUUUGAGCACAUACACUCCAAGAGGCGCAAUAGAUUAUCUGUGGAGAAGAUGAAUGAUCUCGUCUUUGUUCACUACAAUCUCCGCCUGAGAAUGAGAAAGAAUGCAAUAGUUGACAUGUCUCCUAUCAUUCUAGAUGAGGUUGAUCUUGAAGCAGAGUGGGCCAAUGAGAAUCAGACAGCUCCUGGGACUCCUAUAGUUGUAUUUAGUGAUGAUGACAUUGAUUGGAUCGACCAGGUAGAUAUAGAGGCUGAGGUUGUAGUCAUGGCAGAGGAGGAGCAGAGAGCACGAGCAGAGACAGGAAAUACUGAGACUGAGAGUGACACAGCUGUUCCUGAUGUUGGUGAGCAUGACACAGUUGUUCCUGAUGUUGGUGAGCAUUGCAUGGUGUCACGGGGAGCGACUAUGGCUGCUGAAUCAUCCAGGACCUACUUUAAUGCCUUCGCACGGGGCCAGGGCGAGAGGGUGCACGACCCGCUGAGCCAUAGGCUUGUACACUUGUAGUUGUAUUUAGUAUUUAGUAUUUAGUAUUUACCUUUGGUAUUUGUAUGAAACAUUUGAUGAUGAUCAUAUGAUGACACGGAUUUUUUAU